Molecule: messenger RNA, 507 nt
Organism: Vicia villosa (hairy vetch)
Lineage: Eukaryota; Viridiplantae; Streptophyta; Magnoliopsida; Fabales; Fabaceae
Product: agamous-like MADS-box protein AGL19
Exons: 6
Coding region: 1-507 (168 amino acids)
Biological process (GO): regulation of DNA-templated transcription
Cellular component (GO): nucleus
Molecular function (GO): DNA-binding transcription factor activity
Source: RefSeq, a predicted model, not a curated record
AUGGGUUUGGCUGGGUUACUGGUGUCUCACCUUCAGUGCGCAAAUGACGCGGUUCUUUUAGGGAGACAAAUGUGGGCAAUUUGUGGAUUAUUGAGUAUAAACAAGACAGUGGAACGCUAUCAACGGAAAGUUAAGGACUUGCCUAUCAGCACCAAAGAAAUUCAAGAUAAUACACAGAACCUAAAGGAAUGUGAUAUCAUUACAACGAAUAAGUUGGAUCAACUAGAACACUGCAAAAGGAAGCUGUUGGUGGGAGAUGAAUUGGAUACAUGUGGUAUUGAAGAAUUACAACAGAUUGAAAAUCAACUCGAAUGCAGCUUAAGCAAAAUUAGGGCAAGAAAGGAAAUGUAUCUACUUCAAGAAAAUCGAUGCUUACACGAGAAGUGUGGAAUUGAAGAAGGUGGUUGUUUAAGUGAACAAGAUAUGGGACUAAAUACAAAAAGUGUGCAGGGUGGGGAGGUGGAAACCGAAUUGUUCAUAGGACGACCUGGGAAACAAAUGCACUGA